Lotus japonicus is the source of this 942-nucleotide messenger RNA. RefSeq lists its product as uncharacterized. The transcript is spliced from 8 exons. The coding region runs from base 202 to 735 and encodes 177 amino acids. NCBI's taxonomy places the organism in Eukaryota, Viridiplantae, Streptophyta, Magnoliopsida, Fabales, Fabaceae. Gene Ontology annotation, molecular function: protein binding. The record is from RefSeq and is a predicted model, not a curated record.
UCCUCUCUCUCACACACUCACAGACACGCAGUCACGCUCUCACCCUCUCACUCACGAUUCACGCUCGCUCACCAGUCCACGCUCUCACCCUCUCGCACGGCGCACCACCACCACCGGUCACCACCACGCCACGCCACCACCGUCCACCAGUCCAGCCGCCCGUCUGCUGCGGCUCUACCCUAGACUAGAAGAACAACAUAAAUGUUCACCAAUGACCAUAGGCAACAAGAGAGAACAGGAAAAUAUGGAACUCCCAGAUUGCAAUACCUUCAGGAACUGGUGACUCAGUUUCAGAAUGCUUCUGAGGAGGAAGCAAAAGAGAAGAUUUUAGCGAAUUUGGCCAACUUCGCUUAUGAUCCUUACAACUAUAACUACUUACGUCAGCUCAAUGUUUUGGAACUUUUCCUUGACUGCAUAACUGAACCCAAUGAGAAGCUAAUAGAAUUCGGUAUUGGAGGGGUCUGCAAUUCUUGUGCUGAUCCAGCUAAUGCAGCAAUUGUAACUAAGGUUGAUGGGAUACCUCUUAUCAUUCAAUGUUUAUCAAGCCCGGUCAGAAACACUGUAAAUUCUGCACUUGGAGCACUUUACUAUGUCUGUGAUGAAUCUAACAAGGAAGAGGUUUUAAAGCCUGAAGUUAUUGAUGUCAUCAAGAGGUAUGCUGCAGCUGAAGAAGUUAGCGUGAGCUUCAGUAAUCUGGCUAAAGCAUUUCUGGACAAACAUUUAUCAGGAUGUUGAUUGCACUCACACAAAAGACAGAACCAUAAUGUAAGUGUGGAACCAAGUAUUUGAUCAUAUAAGUAGCUGAAGAGAGGAAUAUUGACCGUUCUCGCCAUUUUCUUUUGUAAAUUGACAUCUUUUCCUUAUGAUGGUGUAGAUAUUGUGUGGAAAUUAUAUAUGAAGAGAUUAGUUUGUUGUCAAAAUACAAAUGUGAAAAAUUCAAAA